Messenger RNA from Labeo rohita (rohu), 2954 nucleotides. RefSeq names its product phosphatidylinositol glycan anchor biosynthesis, class A (gene piga). Gene Ontology annotation, biological process: GPI anchor biosynthetic process. Gene Ontology annotation, molecular function: phosphatidylinositol N-acetylglucosaminyltransferase activity. NCBI's taxonomy places the organism in Eukaryota, Metazoa, Chordata, Actinopteri, Cypriniformes, Cyprinidae. The coding region runs from base 254 to 1714 and encodes 486 amino acids. Gene Ontology annotation, cellular component: glycosylphosphatidylinositol-N-acetylglucosaminyltransferase (GPI-GnT) complex. The transcript is spliced from 7 exons. The record is from RefSeq and is a predicted model, not a curated record.
CACGGAAGUAACGUUUGACAUGUCGGUGUAUUGCUUCUGUGGUACAGAAAUGUUAAUAUAUUACCAAAAUGUUAAUAUAUUAGCUAACGAAUUAACGAGUUUGAAAUGUGCUAAAGAUACACUCAGAGCAGACACACAUCCAGAAUCUGUUUUCAUUCAUUUGUUCCAGAUUCGGUCUGUUUAUUGAGCAGCCAGUGAUUGACUGGGUGCAUGUGUCUUUUAUAUGAGAGAGCACUGAAGAUUUCAUUACACCAUGGGCCACAGGAGGAGAGGUCACACUCAUGCACCUAAAACACCUUCAUCUUUGGACACACACUCCUCCAGCACACACCGGCACGCUGAUCAUGAGCAGGGCAUGAAGCACAGGAUUUGUAUGGUGUCUGACUUUUUCUACCCAAACAUGGGUGGUGUGGAGAGUCACAUCUAUCAGCUCUCACAGUGCCUCAUAGAGAACGGCCACAAGGUUGUCAUCGCAACACAUGCGUAUGGAGACCGCCGUGGGAUUCGCUACCUGACAAAUGGCUUGAAGGUGUAUUACCUACCACUACAGGUUAUGUAUAAUCAGUCCACGGCAACCACCUGCUUCCACAGUUUGCCGCUACUCCGGUGCGUGUUUGUGCGCGAACGCAUCACAAUUGUUCACGCUCACAGCUCCUUCUCCGCAAUGGCCCAUGAUGCUCUGUUUCACGCCAAGACUAUGGGACUCAACACUGUAUUUACAGAUCACUCUCUCUUUGGAUUUGCGGACCUGAGCUCUGUACUGACCAAUAAGCUGCUGACUGUCUCUCUGUGUGAUACCAAUCACAUUGUGUGUGUGUCAUACACUAGUAAAGAAAACACUGUACUGCGAGCUGCUCUUGACCCUGAAAUCGUCUCUGUCAUCCCCAAUGCUGUCGACCCCACUGACUUCACCCCUGACCCCUGUCGCCGUGACGACAGCAAGAUCACAAUUGUGGUCAUCAGUCGGCUGGUUUACAGGAAAGGAAUUGAUUUACUAAGUGGAAUCAUUCCUGAGCUAUGUGGAAAGCAUCCAGAUCUCUGCUUUCUGAUUGGUGGAGAGGGACCCAAAAGAAUUAUCCUGGAAGAGGUUCGAGAGAAAUAUCAGCUUCAUGAUAGGGUUCGUCUGCUGGGAGCUCUGGAUCAUAAAGAUGUGAGGGAUGUUCUUGUUCAGGGUCAUAUCUUUCUCAACACUUCUCUCACGGAGGCCUUCUGUAUGGCUAUAGUGGAGGGAGCCAGCUGUGGACUGCAGGUGGUGACCACGCGUGUUGGAGGUAUACCUGAAGUCCUGCCAGAUGAGUUGGUGACUCUGUGUGAACCAUCAGUUCAUUCACUUUGUGAUGGCUUGGAAACUGUAAUUGCAAAAAUACGCACAAGAAAUGUGGCUUCCCCUGCCACCGUCCACCGCAAGGUCCGAACACUGUACACUUGGAGAAACGUUGCCGAGCGCACAGAAAAGGUGUAUAAUCGGGUGUGCAGGGAGCCCGUUUUGCCAUUGUCUGAUCGAUUGCAUAGACUGCAGUCCCACUGUGGUUCGGUGGCAGGCUCCAUUUUCUCCUUUGUUGCAGUCAUCAACUUCCUCUUCCUGCUUUUCCUGCAGUGGCUCUGCCCAGAUCAUCUGAUUGAUGUUGCUAUAGACUUAUCAGGCCCUCACAGCCACAUAGGGCAGCAGCUUAAUAAGAAGAAAAGUAAAACACAAAACCCAGCUGUGUCCUGACUAAGGAUCUAACAUAAAUUCGCAUUAGUCUCAUGAUGAACUUUAUGUGGGAGGAGAAGGAUGCAAGUAAUGAACUGAACUAAAACUGUAGUACCGGUACGUUAUAGCGUACUAUGGUACAUCAAAACAUGUGCAGACUACUGUUUACAUUCAUGUGUAAAGAGACCUCAGGUAAAGAGAAAGCUUUUAAAAGCUAUCGUCAGCCACUCUUGCUUUUGCACAUUGAAUAGCUGCCUUCAACUAAACCCCCACCAGAUAAUAGUUUAAACUUUUUAAUAUUGUUCCCCAAAUAUCUUUAAAUGUCUACAUUCAAGAUAAAUGACAAACUUACAUUUUUGUAUUUACAUUUUGCCAGCUUACUUUUUUUGUCUCACAGCAUAUCUGUAUGGUGUAGAUGUGAUUCAAAAUAACAUAAAUUAAUUUGUGUUAAUUUAUUUCAUCUGACAGUGCUUGUUUCUCUUUAAGCCAGUUCUUACUUAAAUUGCUGGUUUUAAUUGGCUGACUUUGGAUAAUGGUGUGAAUGUAUUUGAACUUUUUUUGGUUCAUAUGCAGCACAUUUGAUUUAGGGACUAAAUUUUAGGGACUAGACUUUACUUUUCAUACUUGAUUUGUUUAUCACACCUGUUUUAUAUCGACCUUCUCUGUGAGUAUUGUGAACAUGAUUAUAAUGCACAAAAGUUCAUACUACCUGAAAAAAGUGGGAAUUUGAGUUAUUUUUUUUGACACAAUCUACAAUAAACUUUAUUAACAUUCCAUAAGUACACAUUCUUUUAUUAUUUAUAUGAAUAUAUUGGUCAGUGCUUUUAGGAUUUUGUCCACACAAUAAUAUACAUUCAAAGGGGUCAUCGGAUGCCCAUUUUCCACAAGCUGAUAUGAUUCUUUAGGGUCUUAAUGAAAAGUCUAUAAUAUACUUUGGUUAAAAAUGGUUGUGUAAAACAACACCCUUUUUACCUUGUCAAAAAUGAGCUCUGCAAAAAUCAACCCAUUCUGAGUGUUUUUUUUUUUUACGUCACUUUGUGAUUCCCCAAUCCCUGUACCGGGAAACCCGGAAGUAUGUGGAAGCAAGUUAUGGCAUUUUCUUGGAUCUAUUUAAAAUAAUAGGUUAUUGUCCUUUGUUUUACUAAUACAUGUUUUCUUAUUUUUGUAAAGGAUGUCUAGGCUAAAAUGGCACAGCUUAAUUCUAAUAUAUUUAUUAUGUCUAAUAUACAGAGCUGAUUUGGUAAUAUGCUUGCAUUGACUA